GGCCGCCGAAAAUAAAAAAAAAUUUACACAAAACGCAGCGGAAAAUGGAAAAGGUGUUAUAAGAGAAACGAAGAGAAACAAAGAAAGUGAUUGAAGAUCGGAUGUGAUUUUAGUGGGUAAACAAAAUAAAUAACUAUUGUUCAUAAUCUGCAUAACAAUAAAACGGAAUAUAAUCAAUUUGCCUUGUUAAUAAACAAAUAAAAACAAAUUUUCGAAUAAUUUAUAAAAGAAAAUAUAAUAUUUCUGCUUAAUACACAAACGAAAACUGUGGAUUUGUCGAUAAAGAAUUCUUGGGGGAUACAUCAAGCGCAAAACACUUAAAUACGCACAUACAUACAUACUUACAUCUGAAACAUCUUCUGCCUAUUGGGGUGGAGAAAGUUUGGACAAGUGUUGAAGUUACUUGCAUACUCGUACAUACAUAUAUCGUCAGGAGCAGGUUGUAGGCAACGCUUGCAACGUAUGAACAUACAUGGAUAGGGCGGGAUCUCAUAAUACCGACGAUCUUGAGCGUAUAUGUAAGUGUCUAUGAAUUAAUCAAGCCACUCUUGCCAAUCCAACGAAAGCCAUGAGUAUACGCACGCGGGCACUAGUCUUUUCAACCUUUUUCGGAAGUUGCAUCGCAAUCGGUCUUCUCUUGGUCAGCUUAACUACAAACCAUUGGGUACGCGCCUACCCGAAACGCUUAAACUCAACAGAUUCGAAGGGAGAUAUAAAUUUUGGUUUGUUUUACGGUAAUAAAGAUCUAAACUAUGGAUUUGGAGUGAGAUCGUCACCUAUAAUUGUUUACACGUUUGAUCAAAAUGGCCCUGAAACAAUGAACUUUUGGUUAUGGCUCAUAACUGCUCUAGGCACAGGUUUUGGUCUGCUAAGUAGUGCAAUUUCCGCCGUUGCUGCUGUAUUAAAAUCUGCAUCGGCAGCAAAACGUCCAGGAACUAUGGUACUACUAUUCGCUUCUAACAUCUCGUCGGCCGCAGCACAGGUGACCGCCUUUAUUUGCUGGCUUUUUCAGUUCUAUCAAUAUUUACAGCACAACGUGCUUGCUGUGCAGGAUCGUAAUUGGUAUAGUCAUGGUUUAGCCUUUUUGGGUUAUAGUUUCUAUUUGGUAAUUGCCUCUACACUUGUUGUUAUAUUAAAUAUUUUCAUAUUAUUACACGCCAAACGUUGUGAGCAACGUGAUCGCCAAAGACUUGAGCCACCUAGCGAGAAGAAGAAUCAAGGCGCCAUAAUGUUAUACUAACAGCGUAUGCUUCUUACUCACGUACAUGUAAAAUGGACUCAUGUGAAAUUCGAUAGUCGCUAGCGUGGCUAUAGAGCACAUGACCCAGAGCAUUCCUUAUACUCAUUAUGAUAUAAUAAAAUCUAUAGAAAGGAGUUAUUUUUAAUUCAUAUUUAUGUACCUACAUUUAUAUAUAUGCAUUACGGAUAGCAUUUCAUUUAAUGUAAUGAAUUGCCUACUUCAAUAUCUCGUUUAAUUUUUAUCUCGAAUUUCUUCCGAAUCUACUUUUGUCUAUUUAGUAUACAAAAUUUCUUAAAGGUGAAAUAAAUAUAAUAAUUUUUAU
Messenger RNA from Ceratitis capitata (Mediterranean fruit fly), 1562 nucleotides. RefSeq lists its product as uncharacterized. The coding region runs from base 569 to 1240 and encodes 223 amino acids. NCBI's taxonomy places the organism in Eukaryota, Metazoa, Arthropoda, Insecta, Diptera, Tephritidae. The record is from RefSeq and is a predicted model, not a curated record. The transcript is spliced from 4 exons.